Messenger RNA from Leguminivora glycinivorella, 810 nucleotides. RefSeq lists its product as uncharacterized. Bases 354 to 686 code for a protein of 110 amino acids. The record is from RefSeq and is a predicted model, not a curated record. The transcript is spliced from 3 exons. Lineage: Eukaryota; Metazoa; Arthropoda; Insecta; Lepidoptera; Tortricidae.
UUGUUUUUCGCAGAAGGCCCCCUGGGUCAUGUUGCGUGACGUCUGUUAUUGUUUCCCUCUUGAUAUUUAAGGACAUGAGACGCAGUGGGGCAGUCAGAGUAUAGGUGGGACCUGUGGUUGUUUGGAUACGCUUAUUAGUUUUCAAGAAUGGUGAGAAAAUUGCUUGCUAUCUUAAUCAUAGCAGGCGCUAGCGCCUAUCCACAUGAUGAAGAUCCAGUCGAACUCACACCAAGCACUCUCAGCCCAGAGAACAUAGUCCACCCAGAACAAGGUCCUUUAGAACCCGAAGGCCCAAAAAGACACCUUGUCGACACUGAAGGUCAGCCUUUUGUGGAAGGUCCUGUUAGCCCAGAAUGGGGACCUUUAGAAAAGGCCCGCAGAGAGACCUAGUCAAUCCUGAAGGCCAUUUUAACCCAGAAAGAGAACAAUUACCUGUCGAAAACGGUCCUGUGCCUACCGACAUCCCUGAAGAAGCUGGCUCGCAGAAUGACCCUAAAUCUGAGGAUUCUGAUCUGAAAACGGAUGCUACGUUCUGGUGGCCUUUCUACAGGUCUUGGGGAUCUUGGGGAUAUCCUAGCUAUAGAUACAGAUCUUAUUGGAGCUACCCUACUUACAGGACCUAUUGGACCUACCCUACCUAUAGAUAUUAUAGACCAAGAACAUAUUACCGAUAUUACUACUGGUAAGGACAAGGACUCAGCUCACACACACCGCUGCGAAAACGACAUUUCACUGAAAUAUAAAUACCUCUUUCAAUGUACCUAUUUUAAUAAUACAGUGAUGAAAUCUCAAUAAAUGUGAUAAACUUUA